Plectropomus leopardus (leopard coralgrouper) is the source of this 1567-nucleotide messenger RNA. It is a transcript of the gene gpatch3, whose product is annotated as G patch domain containing 3. NCBI's taxonomy places the organism in Eukaryota, Metazoa, Chordata, Actinopteri, Perciformes, Serranidae. Gene Ontology annotation, biological process: negative regulation of type I interferon production; negative regulation of RIG-I signaling pathway; positive regulation of DNA-templated transcription. Gene Ontology annotation, molecular function: nucleic acid binding. The record is from RefSeq and is a predicted model, not a curated record.
AGUAGCACCCCUGUGUAUUUCGCGAUUUGUAACAUCCCUGUCACCUUUCGCUCCGCAGACCUGAGAAAUUAUUUCAGUCAGUUCAUAGAGAGCGGCGGUUUUCAGUGUUUUCACUACCGACAUCGACCGGAGGUCCUCAGGGAGCCCGAGGGCUCCGAAAACACCGAGUGCGGUGACGGUGAGGAGGGCAGCUCUAACGUAAACGCUCCGGAGGCUGACCGACAAGAAGACAGCUCCGGGGAGAAGCAGACGGCGAAAUCAUGCUGUUGUAUCGUGUCUCUUCACGCUAAAGAUGCUGACAGGUUUGUCAGGAUGUAUGCUGGGAAUCACUGGAUUGACUCGAAGGGGGACUGGCUGGCCCGACGGUGUGUUAUUAAAAGAAUAAAAGUUUCACAGGACAGAGAUGAUGGGUCAUUCCCCUAUAAAUCAAGACACGAGCAGAGGCAUCGGGUCUCCUUAACGGAGCAUUUCACAGAGGCUGACCUCAGAGGUUUGUCCGAGCUGAAUCCACCUGCUCUUAUGCAGAAUGGGAAUGUGGGCACACCAGUGAAAGUGUUUCUACAGCUCAUCCAGUCCUGCCGAUUACCUCCGCGCCUCAUCCGGAAAUUGGGACUCACUUUCCAGACCAGCUCCAACCGCCGUUACGGCAACGUACCUUUGCAGUAUCAGGACACUUUGACACUUCCAGCCACAGAGGAGACUGUACUAACAGCUGCUGGACAUGAAAUAUCAGGACCAGGCACUUAUGCUCCUCUAGCCUCAGAAAAGAGGCUGCUGGCUGAUCACACAGAAACUACAGAGACAAACGAGCCAGAGAAAAAAGAAGAAGAAGAGGAGGAGGAUGCACAGUCAAAUGCAGAUGACGAUGAUGAUCGCUGUGAGGAGUGGGAGCGCCAUGAGGCUUUGCAUGAUGAUGUAACGAGCCAGGAGCGAAGUAAAGAGAGGCUGUUUGAAGAGGAGAUUGAGCUGAAGUGGGAGAAGGGCGGCUCGGGCCUGGUGUUCUACACUGAUGCCCAGUACUGGCAGGAGGAAGAGGGAGAUUUCGAUGAACAAACAGCAGAUGACUGGGACGUUGACAUGAGUGUUUACUACGAUAAAGAUGGCGGUGACAUGGAUGCCCGUGACUAUGUCCGAAUGCGGUAUGAAAAAAGGCUCAGGGAGGGUCUUGAAGAUAGAUGUGGACACAGUCAGUCUAUUGGCAGCUUUGAAAGGUUCACUAAGGGCUUUGGCCGUCGUUUGAUGGAAAAGCAGGGCUGGAAGGACGGUGAAGGGUUAGGACACAGUCAGCGUGGGAUUCCUGAUGCCCUUGAGAAUGAGGGCCAACAUCCUAAUUGUAAAAGAGGCUUUGGGUAUCACGGAGAGAAAUUAGUCAUACAUCCUGUAAAAAAGGCCAGAACUGAUUUUCAUAUAACUACAAUGUAUGACAAACCCAAAAACAUAGAUGGAGGCGACACCUUGCUGAGACGUCAACCAAACACCAGUAUGAAGUACAGAGGCUGGCAGCCAGGUGGCAGCAUUGGACCGAGAAGAUGACUUUGAUUAAAUUAUUUUUCUAUAGUAUUGGGGU